Molecule: messenger RNA, 1222 nt
Organism: Bombus pascuorum
Lineage: Eukaryota; Metazoa; Arthropoda; Insecta; Hymenoptera; Apidae
Gene: Tcs1
Product: threonylcarbamoyl-AMP synthase
Exons: 1
Coding region: 49-783 (244 amino acids)
Biological process (GO): regulation of translational fidelity
Cellular component (GO): cytoplasm
Molecular function (GO): nucleotidyltransferase activity; tRNA binding; double-stranded RNA binding
Source: RefSeq, a predicted model, not a curated record
UGCUAUUUCUUACUUGGUGGAAAAAGAACGAUUUCAUAUGCAAGAAGUAUGGGUCCAAUGAGUACUUUUAUAAAUUCAGCUCAUGAGGAAAUAGAAGCAUUAAAAGGGCAUGGUAAUCAUUGGAUGUGCAAAGGAAAACGAACCUUAGCAGUAGCUGUCACAUUAUUACAGAAAAAUGAAAUUAUAGCAGUUCCAACGGAUACAAUAUAUGGUUUUGCUUGUCUUGUAUCAAGCACCAGUGCCAUUGAAAAACUCUACGAAAUUAAAAAACGCGAAGUAGACAAGCCAUUAUCUAUUUGUGUUAAUAACUUGAAAGAUAUACGAAGAUGGGGCGUUGUAGAUCAUGUGCCAAUUAAUUUGUUAUCUUCGUUAUUACCAGGACCAUAUACCAUCGUUCUCAAACGAACUCCUGCAUUAAAUCCUGCUUUGAAUCCCAAUCAUGACACGGUAGGCAUCAGAAUUCCAAAGUAUAAAUUUAUAAGGCAUGUAAGUGAAGUAGCAGGACCUUUAGCGCUAACAAGUGCUAAUAUAAGUAAUGAACCCAGUUGCAUAAAUGUUUCGGAAUUUAAAAACUUAUGGAACAAAUUAGGUGGAAUAUUUCAUGACUCUGCAAAUUUUGGUAAAGCGCGUAAAUAUUCGAGAUGUGGAUCAACAAUUAUUGAUUUAACCGAACCGGGACAUUACAAAAUUAUUCGUCGUGGGAUUGGGGUGAAGCGGGCUGAACAUGUGUUACAAAAAUGCAAUAGACAAUAUAUUUCUAAGCAGAGCGAUUGCGCUGUUUAGAUUUUGUGUCGAAAAGUCCCAGUACAUUUGAACGCUACAGACGACUAACGAUAUUUUGUAUUUCAUUAUUAUCUUCUCAAUAAUUUUUAUUGAAUAAAACUUGAAAUAUUUAUAAACUAAUAGUAUGCAUAUAUAAUAAUAUAGAUGUAUUUCAUAAAAAUAACAAAUAUGGCGAACGCUAUUGCGCCGCUGGUUUCUCUUCGCAAUCGAUUAAGACAAACGCUAUCGCGCUGUUCAGGAUUUUUCGACCCUGUUUUUUCAAAGACCCCUGCGACUCAAACGGUUAAUGUUACGUAUAGGUAUAAAUAUAAGAUAUAAAAUGUAAAAAAACAUAUUUUGAUUUUUAUAUAUUUAAAAUGAUGAAUAAUAUAACAAAAAUAAGGAUGAGCACUUAAAUUAAAUAUUAAGUAAAAAAUAAAAUAAUUAAUAAUAUAGAUAA